ACCGAAUAACCCCCAGAAGUUUGAUCCCUUAGAUCUGAAACGCCCUGUAUGUGCCACUAUCACUUAUAUUGAUGUGAAAGUGUGACUUUUCUUCUUGCAGCAGAACAUUCCUUCUCAGUAGCUAACGUGUACUUCACUAAGACUUGUGAUAUAUCACCCAGCAGCUUUGAAUCCUACGUAAAAAAGCAGUUCAGCUAUAUCUUCAUUUAUGUGAAUUAUAAUACCUUCUGUGGCGUUAUACUGGUGCAAUAA
Messenger RNA from Acanthoscelides obtectus, 252 nucleotides. NCBI's taxonomy places the organism in Eukaryota, Metazoa, Arthropoda, Insecta, Coleoptera, Chrysomelidae. The record is from the annotation of a GenBank genome assembly.